Messenger RNA from Penicillium cosmopolitanum, 1437 nucleotides. RefSeq lists its product as uncharacterized. The transcript has a single exon. The record is from RefSeq and is a predicted model, not a curated record. NCBI's taxonomy places the organism in Eukaryota, Fungi, Ascomycota, Eurotiomycetes, Eurotiales, Aspergillaceae. The coding region runs from base 1 to 1437 and encodes 478 amino acids.
AUGUCGACCCAAUCUCCUCACCCUCCUACGCCCAAGGGCCCUCGCAACGGCAAUCCCAAUCACCACAAUAACAACAACACCAACCGAAGAUCUUCCAAGAAAAAUACAAACCCAAACACAAAUACCACUCCCCAUGCUCAGAAGGUUGCCAUGUUAAACACUCCGCCCUCAUCGCCUCCACGGAAUAUCAGCCCGGGUGUCGCGACCGAUUCCUCGGCCAACAUGCACUCCAAGAAGAAGCAGCCGCCGCGCUCCGUGAAGAAGAUGCCCAACGGCAAUCGCGCUUCACCUGCGCCCAAUGGUGGGAAUGGCCAUCAACGUCAGGCAUCUCAGGCAAGCAAUACCCCCGCUAAAGAUGCCGCCUACGCUGGCCCAACCUUCCACGCAUCCCCCGCCCCGUCGGCUCUCCCCAUGCCGAGCUUCUUUUCCAAAUCCUAUCCCGAAUCUGAACUCCCAACCACCCUUGAGACCGAUAGCGAAGAGAACGAGCCAGUCUCGGAGACCACUCCUUCGAAACCCCGCGCCGCUCGCCCCCAGCCGCAACAGCAAUCGCAACCCCAGACUCAGUCACAGCCUGCGGCCCAGCACAAACCUUCGCCCAUCGAUUUCCUCUUUGAAGCUGCCAAACGAGCACGGAAUCCCGACUCAAAUUCACUCACUAGCCCGGAGGCGGCGGCCGCCCGCCUGCGUUCCCCGCAGACUGACUCCAAAGCUCUCCACGGCAACAGCAACAACGGUGGCGGCAUUUUCGCCUUUGAAAUGGGAUCACCCGAGCGUUCGCAAAUUGGCCCAUCAUUUGCCCCGUCCUACCAAGACCGAAUGAAUGCACUGCGCGCAUCCAGUUCCCCCUCCCAUACGCAGUCACAACCCUCAUUGAACACCAUGGAAGAUCAACGCCGGCUCAAGACUGAGGAACUGAAACACCUGUUGCUCAACCCGAGACCACAGAAGCCACCAUCGUCGGUCUCUCCUCCACACGAGAGACAGAGUCCCGGGCCCCGACCCCACACCACCGCCAAUGUUCCUCAUUACGCAACACCGAUGCGAACCACCUCCGGCCCUCCAUCCACCAUGUCUCACGGCCCGUCGCAACCCCCACCGAUGCCAGGCAACUACUCCUACGGACACCAUCUGAAUGGCUCCCAGCCAAACAUCCGCAACACGAACUCGCCGCUUCGCCGUGAGCUUCCGCAUAACUCAGCCGGCUCCUCGCCAGCUCCGUAUGGGCAUCACUACAAUGCGCCGGCCCCACAGCGCGCAAACUACGUCUCGCCUCAGCCGCAGUACACCAAUGCCGCAUUCCCCAUGCCUACACAUUCACCUUCGCCUACCAAGUCCCUGGAGACGAAGCAGAUGGAGGAUGAUCUCCGCCGUGUGUUGAAGAUCGGUGGGCCUGGGAUACCAUCCGGUGGGAUGCAGAGUCCUUUUGCGGCUUAA